AUGGCCGACUCCUUCAUCCCCUCCGCCGAGAUCGACGAGGUCUUUGCCCACACCACCAACUUGGCCUCAUCGGCCCUCAACAGCAAGGUUCUCGCCUGCUCCAACGACUACUUCGCCGUAGCCUCCAACCUCCUCACUCCCACCCCUCCCAUCAACCGCCCCGGUGUCUUCGUGCACACCGGCGCCUGGUACGAUGGCUGGGAGACAAGACGUCACAACCCCGAGCCCUACGACUGGGUCGUGAUCAAGCUCGGCGUCGCCAGCGCCGCCAUCCAAGGCGUCGAAGUCGACACGGGCUUCUUCGUCGGCAACUACGGCGAAAAGGCCGAAGUGCAGGGUACCUACGCCCCCGCCGACAGCGGCAUCACAGACGAGCAGAUCGCAGACCCCGCAUACUCGGGCUGGUCGACCAUUCUUAGCCCGCAACCCUGCGGCCCCAAGCAGCGUCGCGCUUGGAAACUCGGCAACUACGACCCCGCCAACCCCAAGCCUUACACCCAUGUGCGUCUUCUGAUGUACCCCGACGGUGGCUUUGGCCGACUGCGUCUGUACGGCCAUGCCAUCCCGCCUCCCCCUCCUGCACAGUCGGCCGCUAGCACGGCCGUGGAGGAAUUGUCGUCUGCCCUGCUGGGUGGUCUGGCCCUGGCUGCGUCCGACCAGCACUUCACGCCUUGCUCGAAUCUGCUGCUGCCGGGUCGGGGCAAGGAUAUGGGAGAUGGGUGGGAGACGGCCCGAUCGCGAGGCGCCGGCCAUGUCGACUGGGCCAUUGUCAAGCUGGGUGUUCCUGGUUCUGUCUCUAAGAUUGUCGUGGAUACCAAGGAUUUCCGAGGGAACUUCCCCCGAGCCGUGAGAGUUCACGGAUUGGUUGAAGGAAAGGAGGGCGAAGUGCCUGCGCACGACCAUGCAGGAUGGGUUGAGCUGAUCAGCGGCGACAAGCCCUGCAAAGCCGAUACAGAGCAUGUCUUUGAAGCAGCAGAUCUCGCUGCUGGAGGUGAGGAUACCCGGGUCUUCACUCAUGCCAAGUUGACUCUUGUGCCUGAUGGUGGAGUGAAGCGUUUCCGGAUCUUUGGCAAGAGGGCUUAA
Aspergillus wentii DTO 134E9 is the source of this 1083-nucleotide messenger RNA. Its product is annotated as allantoicase. Bases 1 to 1083 code for a protein of 360 amino acids. Gene Ontology annotation, biological process: allantoin catabolic process. The transcript has a single exon. The record is from RefSeq and is a predicted model, not a curated record. Lineage: Eukaryota; Fungi; Ascomycota; Eurotiomycetes; Eurotiales; Aspergillaceae. Gene Ontology annotation, molecular function: allantoicase activity.